Messenger RNA from Ilex paraguariensis (yerba mate), 378 nucleotides. The record is from the annotation of a GenBank genome assembly. Lineage: Eukaryota; Viridiplantae; Streptophyta; Magnoliopsida; Aquifoliales; Aquifoliaceae.
AUGGAGCUAGCCCUGCCAGUGCAGGAAGGCUGGGGAACACCCAUGGAGCGGCUAACAACGGUGCAUUUGGCGAUGUCACAAGAGGCAACGAAGAGGGCGACGCCACAAGGGGCAUCGAAGGCGGUGCCCAUGGUGCGAUUGGAUACACCUCAAGGGCUGGAAAUGUAUGAGGUGACCGACGCCUUCAGCAACAUUGGAGCAGGCUUGGGCUUGGGCGACGUCGAAUCUGCCUCCAAGGGUUUGGGCAAUGUCAGGUCAGCUGCAAAGUCCUCAGGAUCGACCCAAGCAGGCAACACUAGCGAUGGGCGAAGCUUGAGCGACGUCAUUCAAGGCAACAUCGAUGGAAGUCUUGGGGUCAAUGCCUGGGUCGCAGGCUAG